AUGACGACUCGAAAGCACAACGAAUUCCUUGAUGCGGAUGACAGCGAAGACGAUCGCAGUCAGGGCUAUGACUCGGAGAUCGAGGAUGUAAAGAAGGGCGGUGGCAGAAGUUUCAAGCGGAGGAAAGUGGACAGUGAUCUCAGCGACGAGGAUGAAGGCGAGCUACAUGACAAUUCGGAGGAGGAAAAGGAGGAGGAUAAGAAGGCGAACCAGGAGGAACCAAAGGAUACGAUAGCAUUGAAGAAGGUACCCCGCAAUGCAAAUGAUACGAUGGAAUUGCCCGGCGUUUCGAAACCUCUGUCGAAGAAAAAUCUCGUUGCAACUGCUGCAGCGAUAAAGAAGUCUGGCGUUGUCUACCUGUCCCGAAUACCACCGUUUAUGAAACCUCAAAAGCUCAGAUCACUCCUCGAGCCAUAUGGUCCUAUCAACCGCAUCUUCAUGACACCUGAAGACCCCGCAUCGCAUACUCGUCGAGUGCGCAAUGGCGGGAACAAGAAAAGAUCAUUCGUCGAUGGAUGGGUUGAGUUCGUCAAUAAGGUUCAUGCGAAGCAUGUCUGUGAGCUGUUGAACGCAAAGACAAUUGGCGGAAAGAAAGGCACAUAUUAUCAUGACGAUGUGUGGAAUCUGCUCUACCUGAAGGGCUUCAAAUGGAACAACCUCACAGAGCAAAUCGCCACGGAGAAUGCAGAACGCGCCAGCAGAAUGCGAGCAGAGAUAAGCAAGACUACGAAGGAGAACAAGGAAUUCGUACAGAACGUGGAGAGGGCGAAGAUGUUGGAGGGAAUGGAAGCCAAGAAAGCUGCUAAGAGGAGAAAAGACCUUGAAGACACAAGGGAAACGAAUGUGCCGCCAAAGGCAGAAAAGAUGGGCGGAGAACGAGCACGUCAAUUCAAGCAGACGCCAGUGGCAGCGAAAAGACGGCCAGAAGACCAACCGGAGCAGGUCAAGAGGGUUUUGAGCAAGAUCUUCUAG
This is a messenger RNA of Cadophora gregata, 972 nucleotides long. RefSeq names its product RNA-binding ATPase activator esf2 (gene ESF2). NCBI's taxonomy places the organism in Eukaryota, Fungi, Ascomycota, Leotiomycetes, Helotiales, Ploettnerulaceae. The coding region runs from base 1 to 972 and encodes 323 amino acids. Gene Ontology annotation, cellular component: nucleolus. The record is from RefSeq and is a predicted model, not a curated record. Gene Ontology annotation, biological process: endonucleolytic cleavage in ITS1 to separate SSU-rRNA from 5.8S rRNA and LSU-rRNA from tricistronic rRNA transcript (SSU-rRNA, 5.8S rRNA, LSU-rRNA); endonucleolytic cleavage to generate mature 5'-end of SSU-rRNA from (SSU-rRNA, 5.8S rRNA, LSU-rRNA); small-subunit processome assembly. Gene Ontology annotation, molecular function: RNA binding. The transcript has a single exon.